AUGCGGUGGCUUCUCUCCUUUUCGAUCAUUUCCUGCGCGACGAUCAGAAGCACAUCGAGCAGAGGUCUUUCGAAGGUUCGUCGCUUUUAGUUGAGCCCUCUAGAUGAUAGUUUUCAGCAAAUCGACGACAAGUUCCACAAUCGAUAUUCGGAUCUGGUGGUGGAAGAGAAAGUGCCGUGCGAAAUGCCGGCCAUCACCGACAAACUGCCGACGAGGAUCAGGUCAAAGUUCGUGUUUCAAUAGUUUUCUCAAAAAGUUGUCAACAGCAACGUUGUUGCAAAUUGUAUGAUGUUCCGUUUCAGACUUGCCAAAUCCCGGGCCGGGCCAGCAAAUCGUCGGCCCGGCCCGGCCCGGUCGGCCCGGAAGUUAGACCUCAAAAAAAAUAUGCAAAAAAAAUAUGAAGGAAGAGGAAAACGCGUGCGGCAAAAUUGCUAAAAUGGCGUGCCAGAGUUGCAAUCAAUCGCUCCGCCCACUCUUGAGAAAAUUUUGUGAAAAUUUUGCGACUUUAAACAGCAAUUUUUUUCGGCCCGUUGCAAGUCUGUUCCGUUUCAAGUCAACGCUAAUUUCAAACUGACAACGAGUGAUUCAGAAUCGAACUAAUCUGGCAAAACGUGGAAAAGAACGGCAACUGCUGGAUCGAAAUGGCGCGAACACGGAACGUUCUGCUCCGUCUGACGCCCGCCGAAAAGUCGCUUUUGCUGAGAAAAGAGGGAAAAGAGUGCCGCGUUCCGUCGGUUGUCGACGCGCUUCCGCACAAAAUCCAGAAAAAGCUCACGGAUAUCUGGACGAAGAGUGUGGAUAGUGUGAAGAGGGACAAGGAUUGUUGGGAGCAGCAGAGGAAGACCAGGUACCUUUCAACGUUUUAUGUUUCGGUACUCUUUGAAACGGUCUUCUCUCGGCGCCCAGUGAACCGACACGACGAUUUGCAGAAUGCUCCUGCUCAACCUGCCGAUGCGCAACAAAUUCCACCCGCCCGCGUUCGACUGCGCUCUUCCGCACUUUUUCAAUCGGCUCGAGUCGAGUCUACAGGUAAAAACGGUUUUAUCAAGUUGCCUCGCGUCGUUCUUCGUCGUUGUUGACCAUAAAUCAAGUGCCGAACGAAAUGGGGCACUUCACAUUCGUCUCGUUACCGUUUCAAAAGUGUCAUUUGCCCGCGAACGAAAUGACCUCCAAUUACAUCGUUCUCUCGCAAACUUCUAGACGGGGUCAUGGAAGUUUCGGAUGCCCCCGGGGAGGCAUCACGCCCUCACUUUUUGUCGCGAAAUCACGAAAAAUGAGCAAAAUUGACUAAACAAGAAGCGAACGCGGCGCCGCGUUUUCGCUGGAAAAUGCCGUGAGUUUGAAAUUUAUUGGGACCGAUCAAGAAUCGCUCCGAUUUCUGAUCCUUCACCCCUUUUUUUCGCCCAUCAACACGGUUUUUCACGACUCGACGUGACACAUUCUCGUUCGGUUAGAUGGCAAAUUGUGAUAGUGCACAUUUUUCACGCGGAAUUUCCGCAGAUAAUAUCGAGAAAAAUGGAACUUUGUUCCGAGAAACGCAACGAAAUCUGAUUGCACUCAUUUGCAGGAAAAAUUGAACGAAAUUUGGAGCGGAUACAAGCCGGGAAGCGCUUGUGUGGAGGUACGCCGAAAAUUAUCGAUUUUUUGGAGGGCAAACUUGUGAUUUUCAGCAAAUUGAUCGGCAAAUUCAACUGCUCGAAUCGAACGAUAUCUCUUUGAAAUCGUUUCAAGUGAGUUUUUGAGAGAGAGAAAUUCACAAACUUCUAUUCAAAAAUGCCAGAUGCCACCGCCGUCAAUGUUCCGGAAGCGGGAAACUCGUCGAAAAUUGCGGCGCCGUGCAAAUGUCGCCUGA
This is a messenger RNA of Caenorhabditis sp. 36 PRJEB53466, 1852 nucleotides long. The record is from the annotation of a GenBank genome assembly. NCBI's taxonomy places the organism in Eukaryota, Metazoa, Nematoda, Chromadorea, Rhabditida, Rhabditidae.